UACCACAGCAUGACAAUGUAUACAAAUACAAAUACAAAAUUAUUUAUUUGUCAUUAUGUGAGUCAUCUAUGUAGUAUUAAUCAUUGUAAACUUACACAACAAUUAAGAUGUCGGGUAAUAUAUAACGUGUUACACCACUGAAAGUGGCGUGGGUACAAGAUAUCAACAUCAGCCAUCCAAAAUGAAUGAGAUUUUUUUUUUUCGCGAUAUAGGGGUUGGUCUCAUAGUAAAAGUUGAUCAGUAUGACCGAUACAUGUUACCCACCCCACUUUCAGUGCCUGGUGUAACACGUUGUAGAUGUGAAAAGUUACUCUUAGGUAUCACCCCCAAACACGACGUAAAAGCGAACGUCAUAAAAUGCGAUCUUUUCACACCCAUGUUUUAUACCUAGCACACUGACAUUGCGGCUAGCUGCGCCUGUGGGACACUGAGCGAUUGCGAUAAGUUGAUAAAACUGAUAAGAUAUUCGUAUUUUGAACAUCAUAUCUAGCACACGUCAAGUAAGCGUCAGUGCUACGAGGAAACUCGAAUAAAGAGUCUCAUAACUUCUAGUCAAUCGUCCACAGUCUUUUGUUUUAACGGCGAUCUUGAAUGUGUCAAACGUUUUUUACUGAUAUUUUAAUCGAGUGUCCAUUGGUGGUGUUGUAAAGUGAGAAGGGUGUUAAAUGGAAUAGGAGUGAAAGGGAGGCGAGAUGUUUGUUGGCGCGCGAGCAGCGCAAGCGCUGCAGCAUGUUAACUUGCUCCUUGUGCUGUUCGCCGGUGCCGCUCUAUCCACGGGCGCUCGCCUCCGCUGGGACCCGACCCUCUACAUUGCGAUCCGAGAGCUGCUUCCGUUCGAAUACUGCGUGCUGGCGGGGGCGGUACCGUCCGCGGGGGCCGCGUUACUGUUCGCGGCUCAUCUUGCCAUCGUGGCCUCCCAACGCAGGCCCAAGAGGAUCCUGCUUUACACGUAUGCAGGCCUAAUGACGCUCGGGAUGGCACUAGAGAUAGCACUCGGCGUCUGGGUGUACUCCCGCAUAGUGGCCUUCAUGAAUUCCCCUGCGGCCGAGGAGAUGGAGCAAAUCCUGGCCACGAGGGAGCACCUACACCCGCUGCUGGAGCAUUUGUCGCGGUGGCACAAAAUACCGGAGCAUCUUAGUGACCUUGUCAAGGAGGCAGAAACAGACGCCCCCUGGAACGGUUACGUAGCCGCCGCAGCCCUGGCAGCCCUCUUCCUACUCCAGCUCCUCGGCGUGGUGUUCGCGAUCCUGGCGGCGCGCGCGCCGGCCAAGGCUAAACGUUAUGUGCAUACAAAGUAUACAAACGGUGGGCUCUCGGCCAGUCGCGUGUCGCUUGUGGAUUCUAUCAGGUACGGCGGUCGCCUCACCGCUCAGAAUUGCAAGCUCGUAAUCGUUUGGCUCUCUCUGGACAGAAGCAGCCUAAGCGGCCGGAGCAGAAGCAACGAGAACGUGGUCCCUCAGACGCCGGCCAGCGUCAGGAGUUAUCGGAGCGGAAGGAGCGAGGACUAUGCGCCGCUGAAGGCUAAGUACAAGAAUGGGGUUCUUGUGCCGGUGUGAAAAUUCUAAGUAAAGGAAUAUCUGCUCAGGUCCCUGUUUCACAACGGUGACAGUUGCCAAUUCGCCGUAGAUUGCUGGUCCAACAUGGAAAUAUUGACGCUACGUAAUGAUAUUACUUAUCGACCCGGAAAUGAACAGAAAAUUGUCUGCGUGGUGAAAUAGGUGCCAGGUAUACCGAUUAAUACUUUAGAUUAGACUAUGGCCACGACUACGCUGCCACACUAAGUGUAAGGUCUGAGUGGACCCUCGAAGCGGAGCGUUCGGCGGGGCGUGCAGCGUGGCGUCGGGCUCAUAAAUGUGAUUUGAGCAGCGUGCACUAAGACCGCUCCUAUACGUUUGCAUUUGUUUAACAUGCACGCCACACGCCCCGCUGCACGCCGAACUCGAGCGUCCAAUCAGGCCUUACACUAAGGCUGAACACGAAUUACUCUCGAUCUCGAGGCAUGUCGUAUUUUUCUUAAGUACUGCGUUAGUUACUGAGAUAUUGAUUGUACAAGUUGUGAAGAAAAAUCGUUCUUCGUUUCCAUAUGACGUAGAUGGCGCCAUAUGUAUUGUGGUUAAAAGUUCUUUUGAUAAUCAGAGUUACCACAUUAUGUUAGAAUCGUACAGCGUACAGCACAUACAUAUCUGAGAAAUUUACUUAGACCUAUUAAUUUAAUCUAGGCGUAUAACUGUUUAUUAAUAAUUCUUUGACCAAUAGAUAUUCAAUUACCUAUCACGCGUGUCUUAAAUAUGGAGUUGGCUCUGAAAUGAAUGAAUGAAUGUUGAGAAUGAGAUUUGUGCAUGUUAGGACUGUACUAAUGAUAAAAAUUCUAUGUUACCUUUAAAUUACUACUUUAAUGUGUAAUAAAAAAUGACAUUUUCUAUAAAAUAA
Molecule: messenger RNA, 2430 nt
Organism: Cydia pomonella (codling moth)
Lineage: Eukaryota; Metazoa; Arthropoda; Insecta; Lepidoptera; Tortricidae
Exons: 5
Coding region: 693-1556 (287 amino acids)
Source: RefSeq, a predicted model, not a curated record